GAAGGAGAGUUCCAUUGGAGAGCACCUGUCAAUGUCACUUCCUUCCCCCGGAGUGCUCAUCUGCUCGGCCGCUCCUCCUUAGGCUUAGUCAGGACAAGAAGGCAGUAAGUGAGGCAGGGAGAGAGAAAGAGGGAGAGAGAGAGAGAAAGAGAGAGAGAGGAGAGGAAGAGAAUGACGGAGAGGAAGAGAGAGAGAGAGAGAGAGAGGAAGAGAGAGUAGCCAUAGAGAGUUCUGUACUUUAAAACGCUGGAUGGAGACAUGCCUCGGAGGCAAUUCUUGUUUGGGAUUUGGGAGAGUGUAAAUUAAUCCGUCCUCAGUGUUUAAAAGGAGUUGGAGAGAGAGACAGAGGGAGGGAAAGGAGGAGGAAACCGGGUGCCUUGUGGAGGUCACCGUUGAUGCUGGGGUUGUAGUUAUUUUCCUGGUUCUGCACGAGUCUUUCCUGUGAUUGUGAGGCGGCAGACCUUCGAGGGAUCCUGCCUGGUUUAAACAUGCUAACCUGUGCCUGUGGACAGGCUUAUGACGAGUGCUUGCAUGGAGCUCCAGUUUGAGAGGCUGACCAGGGAGCUGGAGGUGGAGAGACAGAUUGUGGCCAAUCAGCUGGAAAGAUGCAGACUUGGGGCCGAAUCGUCAGACACUGCUAGCGGCAGCUCGUCUGAGAAGUCUCUCCCCUGGAGAUCUGCAGAUGCCUCGACCUCGGGGGAGUCCAAGUCUCGGGUGACGGACAGCUCUCAGUCGCCCACCUACCGCCUCAGAACAGAGCAGGAGCAGGUGGUCCUCUACUCCCCAGAGCAGAACUCGCUCCAUGAAAGGUCUACAGGGAACUCCCGCAGCUCCACCCAGAUGAACUCGUACUCAGACAGUGGCUACCAGGAUGCCAGCAGCUACUACAGCAGCCAGAACCAGAAUAAUCUGGCCAAGGCCGAGCUGAGAAUGCAGCACUCGUACCCAGGCACAGGCGGCACCUCCACCCUCCUGAGGACUGCCAGGGCUGAGGGCCAAGCUCAGGUCCAGGCUCCGUUGUUAACCGCCGCAGUGCCGGGUCGAGCCAUGAGGAGGGUGAGCUCGGUGCCCUCCAGGACCCAGUCCCCGGCCUACGGCAGCAGUGUGUCCCCCUCUCGCGGCUCCCUGAGGGCCACCAUGGGUAGCAACUACGGUUCUCCCAUCAUGACGGAGCCCAAGCCCCUGUCCAGUAUCUUCUCCACCACCCUGCCCUCGGCGCAGCGCGCCGGCUCCCCUUUCAACGCCCAGAAGAGCUCCCCUGCAGCCCUGCGCCGCAUGGGCAGCGCCAACUCCCGCUCGGGCAGCGCCAGCCGCGCCACCUCGCCCUACCUGGGGUCGGCAUCGGGGCGCAUGGGGUCUCCCUUAACGAUGGUGGACGGCCCCCUCACCCAGCAGCCGGUGGGGUCGUCGGCGUCUCCGGUGCGCUCCAGCAUGACGGCCCAGCCCCAGCACUAUGGCUCCACCUUGCCUCGCUCGUUGAUCCACCACGACGCAGACCCCUACGGAGCCCAGAGCUAUGACGUCUACGAGAGGAUGAUCCCACGGCCUGACAACCUCACAGGCAUGCGGAGCUCGUACGCCAGUCAGCACAGCCAGCUGGGCCAGGACCUGAGGUCAGCCAUGUCCCCUGACCGACACAUCACGCCCAUUUACGAGGACAGAACCUUCCAUGGGCCCCUGUACCGCAGCCCCAGCCACCAGGGCCCCGUGGACCUCAACCAUGCCUCGCAGAGCGCCAUCUACAGGGGGCCCUCAGGCGUGGGGACGCUCCAGAGGACCUCUAGCCAGCGCAAUGCCAUGAUGUACCAAAGAAGCAACUACGCUCUGAACUCCACAGCCUCGUACACCGAGCCCUACCGCUCUGCCCAGUACCGGCCCUCUGAGGGCAACUACGCCCGGCAGCCGCUCGUCAUGGACGACGGGACCACCCGCUCGCCCUCCAUAGACAGCAUCCAGAAGGACCCAAGGGAGUUUGCGUGGCGUGACCCUGAGCUGCCUGAGGUGAUUCAUAUGCUGCAGCACCAGUUCCCCUCGGUGCAGGCCAACGCCGCCGCAUACCUGCAGCACCUGUGCUUCGGAGAUAAUAGAGUCAAGGCUGAGGUGUGCCGUCUAGGGGGCAUCAAGCACUUGGUGGACCUACUAGACCACAAAACCCUAGAGGUCCAGAGGAAUGCCUGUGGCGCUCUGAGGAACCUGGUCUACGGGAAAGCCACGGACGACAACAAGGUCGCCGUGAGAAACGCAGGUGGCGUCCCCGCUUUGCUCAGACUGCUGAGGAAGACGGUGGACGCUGAAGUGAGGGAGCUGGUCACGGGGGUGCUGUGGAACCUGUCCUCCUGUGACUCCGUCAAGAUGACAAUCAUUCGGGAUGCCUUAACUACUCUGACCAACACUGUGAUCAUACCCCAUUCCGGGUGGAGCAGCUCGACAUUCGACGAGGACCACAAACUCAAAUUCCACUCGUCUCUGGUCCUGAGGAACACCAGCGGCUGUAUGAGGAACCUGAGCUCGGCGGGGGAGGAGGCUCGAAAACAGAUGCGCUCCUGUGAGGGACUGGUGGACUCUUUACUCUACGUCAUCAAGGCCUGUGUCAACACCUCGGACUUCGACAGCAAGAUUGUGGAGAACUGUAUUUGCACUCUGCGGAACCUGUCGUAUCGCCUGGAGCUGGAGAUGCCGCCGUCGAGGCUGCAGGGAGCCCAGGAGCUGGACGGCUUGCUGGGAAGUGAGUCUCCCAGUAAGGAAGUGGACUCCAGCUGCUGGGGCCGGAAGAGGAAGAAGAAGAAGGGUUCCCAGGAAGAGCAGUGGGACGGAGUGGGCCCCAUCCCCGGCUUCUCCAAGUCCCCCAAGGGGGCGGAGAUGUUGUGGCACCCAGCCGUGGUGAAGCCCUACCUGACCCUGCUGGCUGAGAGCUCCAACCCUGCCACUCUGGAGGGCUCGGCGGGCUCCCUACAGAACCUGUCUGCUGGGAACUGGAAGUUUACGGCGUACGUCCGUGCGGCAGUGCGCAAGGAGAAGGGUCUGCCCAUCCUGGUGGAGCUGCUGAGGAUGGACAACGACAGGGUGGUCUGCUCUGUGGCCACCGCCCUGAGGAACAUGGCCCUGGAUGUCAGGAACAAGGAGCUCAUAGGGAAGUAUGCAAUGAGGGACCUGGUGAAUCGUCUCCCUGGGGGGAACACCACCCUGCUCUCUGACGAGACGGUGGCGGCCAUCUGCUGCACCCUGCACGAGGUCACCAGCAAGAACAUGGAGAACGCCAAGGCACUGGCCGACACGGGCGGCAUCGAGAAGCUGGUCAACAUCACCAAGGGCAGGGGAGAGAGGUACUCUAUGAAGGUGGUGAAAGCUGCCGCUCAGGUCCUCAACACACUGUGGCAGUACAAAGACCUGAGAACUAUCUAUAAGAAGGACGGAUGGAGCCAAAACCACUUCAUCACACCGGUAUCCACUCUAGAGCGCGACAGGUUCAAGUCUCAGCCCACCCUCCCCACCAGCACCAUACAGAUGUCACCGGUCAACCAGUCAGCUGGUAGUGCCACCUCUUCUCCUGCAAUACUGGGAAUCAAAGAACACCGUUCUGAUUAUCAGAGGGCACCUUCAACUAUGCAAUUUUAUAAUAACCAAGGGGACAACAAUGUACAUAAAUAUAAAUAUACAGGGACUGGAAAGCCACCGCCAUAUUAUAUCGGCUCUUACCCCUCGCCUACAAGAGAGGACCCCAGAAGAACACAGCAGCAGGUGUACUACACCGAGGAGCCGAGCAGGCGGAACUACGACACCUACAGAAUGUACCUGCAGUCUCCGCACGGCUACGAGGAACCCUAUGUGGAGGAAGUAGUCACCUUCCCCACCACGGCAGACUACAGCUCUCAGUCGCACGGCCACGGACUCAAAUCCACCACGAACUACGUGGACUUUUACUCCACCACCCGGAGGCCUUCCUACAGGGCGGAGCAGUACCCAGGCUCACCAGACUCCUGGGUAUAGGGACUCCAUCUUUGGAACCCAUCUGAUGAACUCGUCCAUGAACUUUUAUUUGUGUUUGUUUAGAAAAAAAGUGAAUUUGAAUGUGGGGGUGGAAGCGAUGGCAGAUGGAGAAACAGAACGUUAGCCAAAGAAAGAAGGAAAUCAAGGAAUGUGGUUGUUGUUUUAAACGAAGAGAGGGAAUCAUGCAGUGGUGUGUUUGGGGAAUGGUCGGCAUUGGACAUCAUUGUGAGCGGCGUUCUGCUCGGUCUAGAUGUUAGUUUUUCUUUUGGAAACCCGUUGCUGUGGUAGCAUGGUGAAGGUGUGGAAUAUGUGAUGGAAGGUUUGUGGUAAAGAGUCAGAUGGGGAAUGUGUAUGUGUAUGUCUGUAGGCUAAAAUGGAUCAUGAACUCAUAUCUGUAAAAAAAAUAAAAAAAUAAAUAAUCUAAAAAUGUUAGUUUGUACAGAGGGAUCACAUUGUAUUUGUUCUUAAUGUUGAGAUUGUGUAUGCCAUGGAGUGUUGUACAUUUUCGUCAUUUAAUUGUAAAUACAGAAAAAAAUGCCACAUGGUUGACGCUCAUCAGCACUGGUAAAGACUUGUGCCAUGUCAAAUCUAUAUUAUAGAUCUAUAAAUGCAGUAUAUGAAGAAGGAAAGAGAGGUGGGAAAAGAUUACAUCAUAACACAAACUUGCAAAGUUAAUAAAAGUUGACUUUUGUUUUUUUUCAAUGAAUUGUGGAAUUGCAGACAUUUUUGUGACUUUGCAGAUAUUCUCUUUAUUUUUCCAUUUUCUGUGCUGGACCUUUCAUGGGAUGGUUCACUGCCAUUUUCUUUGCACACCAACCAACAGAAAUAAAUGUGAACGUUUGGUCCAUGAA
Oncorhynchus mykiss (rainbow trout) is the source of this 4838-nucleotide messenger RNA. It is a transcript of the gene pkp4, whose product is annotated as plakophilin 4. Gene Ontology annotation, biological process: cell-cell adhesion. The record is from RefSeq and is a predicted model, not a curated record. Gene Ontology annotation, molecular function: protein binding. Gene Ontology annotation, cellular component: plasma membrane; adherens junction; nucleus. NCBI's taxonomy places the organism in Eukaryota, Metazoa, Chordata, Actinopteri, Salmoniformes, Salmonidae.